AUGAAAGAUAUAAUUGCUUCUGUGGAACAAGGCAUAAAUAACCUAACCAUUGAUGAAAAGAAUGACAUUCGGGAACGCAUUUCUUCUGUAAUUAAAAGUGCCAAAUGCCCGACCAACCGAAACCUUUCUCGGCAAGAAGAAAAAGCGUUAAAAGAUUUUCGAAAUGAUAAAGAAAUAAUGAUUAUAAAAGCGGAUAAAGGUAAUGCCGUAGUAAUUAUGAAUCGGACAGAUUAUCAAAACCAUGUAGAGGAAAUGUUAAAGCAUAAAAACACUUAUAAGCGUAUCACGGACAAAAGACGCAAUCCAACAUCGAAAACUGAGACAGAUCUGCAACAAAUUUUAUUAAAAUUAAAUGACACGGGAUAUAUAACAGAAAACGAGUAUACCAAGUUAAAACCUUUCGACUCCUACCCUGCGGCUUUUUACUGUUUACCCAAAAUACAUAAAGUAUCUUUGGUUGAGCAAGAUGAACAUUUCAAAACAGAAGCGGGCACUGACAUUCCUUUUAGACCAAUUAAUAGCUCAAUCGGAUCUCCUACAUAUGAAGUAUCUAAGUAUUUGGCGCGUAUAUUAAAGCAUCUAUAUAAUGAGAACUAUACAGUAAAAAAUUCGAAGGAAUUUGCAACUUUUGUCACCAACCAGAAAAUUAAUCCGGACGAACAGCUUGUAUCGUUUGACGUAACCUCCUUGUUCACGUCAAUUCCCGUUGAUUUGGCUCUGCAAAUUAAUCGUAAAAGAAGAGCUUGCAAACACAAAUCGUUGGACACAACACACCAAUUUAACCGCAGAACAGAUUUACAACUUAUUAAA
Molecule: messenger RNA, 810 nt
Organism: Paramuricea clavata
Lineage: Eukaryota; Metazoa; Cnidaria; Anthozoa; Malacalcyonacea; Plexauridae
Source: the annotation of a GenBank genome assembly